AUGACUGACGCUCUGGAAACUGGAGACCUCAGCCUCAACCUGACAAAACUCCAGCUCUCCGACAGCGGCACCUACACCUGCACCGUCAGAGACUCUAGGGGAGAACAGAGAGUGACAGAGAUACAGCUGCAGGUCAAAGGUCAGCAACAAACCCUAACAGCUGCUGUAGAUACAGGUCAGAGUCUACAAGGUGGAGGUGGAUUCAGAGGUGGAGUCUGUACUGCUGCCCUGCAAACCACAGUUCACCUGCCUGAAGACGGCACAGUGGAGUGGAGGGACGGAGACAACGAUGUGCUCCACGUAUAUAAGAACGGCUCUGACCAGCCUGAAGAACAGCACAGUUUUUACAGAGACCGAACAGAGAUGAAGAGAAAUGCGCUGAGAACUGGAGACCUCAGUCUGACCCUGAAAUACCCCACAGACAGAGACAGAGAAACCUACACCUGCACCGUCUACAGCAGGGAGAGAGACAUCCUGAUGAAGAAACAAGUCCUGCUGCAGGUCAAAGUCUGUCAGGUGGAGGUGGAGGAGGGGGCGGAGUCUGUCCUGCUGCCCUGCAAGACCACAGAGAACCUGCCUGAGGACGCUACAGUGUGGUGGAUCCACUAUGAUCCCUAUAAGAAGGUCCACGUGUAUCAGAACGGCUCUGACCAGCCUGACCAACAGGACCAGGUUUACAGAGACCGAACAGAGAUGAAGGAAGACCUGCUGAGAACUGGAGACCUCAGUCUGACCCUGAAAUCCCCCACAGACAGAGACGGAGGACGAUACGACUGCGACGUCUUAAACAAGAAGGGAGACCUCAUGAGAGAGAAAAGAGUUAAUCUCAGGGUCAAAGAGAGAAGCAGGAACAGAAGCAGCUCCACUGAUCCAACUCCUCUGAUGGCCGAUCAAUCUGUUUGAUCUUUGAUCAUUGAUCCGAUCUGACUCUGGAUCAGAGAGAAAAUGGAGGUGAAGCAGCUGAUGGAGGACGGAUGAAGACAGGAGGACGCUUUGUCAGCUUCCUCUUCACUCUGACUCCUCCUACUGACUCUCACACACAGUCUACACACUCACUAUUGAUUCCUGCUGAUCAGUGAUGUCAGAGUGAGGUCAGCGUGAUGUCACAUGGCUUGAACGGGCGUGUUUCCUGUGAACCUCCCAGCGGCUGGAUAACAGCUGCGGCUCUCUGGAUAUUUGUGGCUCGUUCUAAUGCGUGCAGUCAAACAAACUUUAUUUCUACAGACACAGAGAAGUCAGCAGCUGCAGGAAAUCAGAACCACUGACAGGAAGUUAAGAGUCAAGUUAAACCACAUGUCAGAACUUUCUACAGCAGCAGGAUUUAGAAGAUGCUGGAAGCUGCUGUCUUUAGAUUUUGGACCCGUCACAAUUUGUCACAUUUUCUGAAGCCACAACAAAUCUUGUUGAAAGGAAACAGUUGAUUGAAGGUCCAGUUUCAAACGAAGAGUCAAAGCUUCUCUUUGUGUCGACUCCUUUAAUGAGAACAUUGAAAAGGACUCGAGUCCAAGUCUCAAGUGUCCAGCUCAGAUUAUUCCAGCACCAACCCUGGCAGGAUGCAAGUUAAACAGAAAGCAACACAUUUAGUGACAGAACAGAAAGCAGCCAGCUGUUAAAAUGGACUCAGAGAAUGAAGACACAAUAAGAUUUGAUUCAGUCAGACUUUCACAAGAACAAAGGUUUGUUCAGCCUGAACACAAAUGUGGUCUGUAGUGUUUUUGUAGUCCCUGUUUAUUCAGCGCCUCUUCCUCCUCACUACACACUGGAUCAAAGCACAGCAGUUAAACCCAGAGGCCUCCAGUGGACCUGGUUCAGGCCUCUGAAACAUCUGGACUCUGUGAUCUUUGUCUUCCAGCGUUGACAUUUGGAGCAGGUAUAAACAGACGUCACGUGAUCUAGUUUGUUUGAAGCGUACCGAGUCCUUCAGACGUUGAUCUCAGAACUCAGCAGAAACUCCACUUCUUUAGUCUCUUUCCUCCAGGUUCUGGUUUUUCUUGUCUCUCUGUUCAUUCCUCAAAGAUAAAGCUGGAUUUUUCAUUGAAGCUGAAACAUUUCAGUAAAUAUGCCAGAUUUAGCCAGAAGGCUGUUUUUCAUCUGUAGUCAGUACAAGUCAACACAAAACAGACAACAUAGUAAAACCAACCCAGGGACCAGUAGACUCCAGCACAAUAUACUAGCAGUCAUUAUGUUCCAGUACACAGGUCAUGAACUGUUACCAGAGGAAAUCAGAAGCUUACAGUAAUCUGUUGGACUCAAAGAUGUUAUGUUAUUAAAGUGCUGUUUAUGCACUCAGAUCUAAUUCAAUAAUCUGGUUUCCUGCAGCGGUUUGAAGCCAAAAUAAACAUUUUGCUGUGAUUUCAUUUCAAUAAACUGAUCAAAAUGAU
Micropterus salmoides (largemouth bass) is the source of this 2381-nucleotide messenger RNA. RefSeq lists its product as uncharacterized. The transcript has 4 exons. Bases 1 to 903 code for a protein of 300 amino acids. The record is from RefSeq and is a predicted model, not a curated record. Lineage: Eukaryota; Metazoa; Chordata; Actinopteri; Centrarchiformes; Centrarchidae.